CGGCAGCCGGCUGCAGUUCCUUCCACCUCCUUCUCCAGCUCCCACUCGGGCGUCGGUGGGAGGGAGCUCCUCCACUCUCUCCAGGUCCCCCACCAAACGCGCGCGCCCCGGCCUGGCCCCGCGCCGCCCCCGCCCCGCGGGCCCGGGGCUCCGCCUGCCUCGGUGCCAGCGGAGCGCACAGGCGACAGAUAGGCGAGCGGCUCCGGGCGCCCUCUCCUCUGGCCGCCUGGCUCCGCGGAGUAGCUGGGACCCAGGAGCGGCUGCAAGGACUUCCCUCCUGCUCCCUCCCCCUCUCCGCCCCCGCCCCCCUGGCCCGGGCUCUGAGAUCUCGCUGAAGACAAUUGCAGUAAAUGAGGACAUCGGAGGAGCACGGAGCCGGGCGGCUGUGGCUGGCUCCUCCGCCGCGCCGCGAACGAGCGAGCGCGCGGGCGUCCCCGGAGCCGGCCGAGCCGCUACCUCCCCGCGGGCGUUGCUGAGUGGGGCCGGAGGGACGCGAGCUGCGGCGCGGGGGCCGGCCGGGCCAGGCGGGCCGGGCCGGCGGCAGUGGAGGGGGCGGGCGGCAGAGCGCAGCCGGCCAAGUCCCGAGAGCUGAGCCUUCCGCCGCGCGAGCCGGAGGAGCUUUGCCGCGGAUGCCCUGCCCCGAGUGCUCCGUGCCGCGCCAGGCUUGCCAGGGUCCGCGGAGAGACAUGCCUGAGCCAGGCGCUGCACCGACCUCGACUUAUCUGUAAGCAGCAGAAGGAACCAUGGUCAGUAAGGAAACCAGCAAAUGCAUACUCACGACGGCAGAGAGUGAAGUAGAGCCAGCUGCCUGCCUGGCCCUGGAGAUGAAAUAUGCCCUGGAUCCCAAUCGGCAAAUUAAAAAGCGUAACAAAGCCCUUCAAGUGCGCUUUAAGGAUAUCUGUGAGGCCCAGAAUGAACAGAGGGACACACAACUUUCCUCAGGACAGCUGGGCGAAAAGCGAGAGGCCAAGCCCGUGUCCUGCAGAGCAGCUUAUCGAAAAUACAUGACGGUGCCCGCGCGGCGCUCCAUCCCCAACGUCACCAAGAGCACAGGUGUGCAGACCUCACCAGACCUUAGGAAGUGUUAUCAGACAUUCCCUCUGGACCGAAAAAAAGGGAAUCUCAAAAACAUCACAGCUGCAGAUUCCUUCAAAACUCAAAACAAUGGGUUCCUAACAGAUGUGAAAGAGAAGAGCCAGGCAGAACCCAUGGAGGAGGUCCGAAUAUGCAGCGCGGGGCGGAUACACAAGACAACAGCCUUGGUUUUCCAUUCUAACGAGCAUGUAAAUGUCACAGACCUGCUUCCUGGGGUUAACUGUGCAGAGCCCUGCAAAGACCCAGAUGUGCUCAGGCACCCAGAGACUCUACUCCAGAACUACUCUCUGCCUCCCUCAGAAGAGGCUGUGUACCAGCUGCAGGGGAGAGCAAAGUCUGAAGGGGGCACUCCAGACUCAGAGGAGCCUGCUCCACUGGCCCACAGGGUGUUUAAAACAGAGGUGGCCACUGUAUACGCGCCUGCCAUCAGUGCCAGGACCCCGGACCCUGGCUUGUCAGACUCUGCUGCACCCAGCCAGUGGUCCCUCUGCCCUGCAGAUGAGGAGCAGAGGAGAGCCACACAUCUCAAUGGGCUGCAGCCAACCCCCAGCUCUGCACUGGCCCACUCACCCCCAGUGCAGGGCCAGUCCCCCCAAAGUAGAGAACAACCCUUGCAGAUUCAGCCCAGUGCCACAGCCACGCCUGCAGGUGAAGAAUGCCAGCAAAUCGUGCCUCACACAGAAGUAGUGGACCUCAAGGCACAGCUUCAGAUGAUGGAGAACUUGAUCAGUUCAAGUCAGGAGACCAUCAAAGUGCUCUUGGGGGUCAUUCAGGAGCUGGAGAAAGGAGAAGCCCACCGAGAAGGUGUGGAGCUGGAUUUUAAGCAGCAAGAAGACAAACUACAGCCUGUACUGAAGAAACUGAAUCCUAUUGAGGAAACUCAGGUCGCACCUUCGCCUUACACUCAGGAGACUUCCUCCUCAACGCCCAAGCAAAAAUCCAAAACUGAGUCUAAAAAGCACGGAAGAUGGAAACUCUGGUUCCUUUAAAACUCUUUGAUGUGUGGAGUCUCGAGGCUGUCUUUAAAACCCACUGGAGUUAAGUCAAUCCUGUUCCAAAGAGGAACUGGAUCCAGGGAACUGUGGUGCCGAUACAUGCACUCCCUGCUUCUCGCCCUGCGUACCAAAAAGGCCUUUUGUAUCAACAGAUCAUUAACAGAGCAAGGGAGUAAAUUUUACACCUUGCCAGCUGUUCUUUGCAGUUCACUGAUGUGGGAUAUAAAAUCCAAAAUGAAACUUAUGUAGUCAAAGAUGAUAAGUAAAAUUCUAUCCCCUUCCCUCCCAGAUCUGUAAGUAUUACAUUUCCAACCUGUAAAACGUCAGGCAGUCACUCUGUACACAGGUAAAACUCAUAAUUAUUUCCAAGCCUUUAUUUUUUUAAAAAUAACAAGAAGAAAACGCAAGCCUUACGUUUGCAAAAGACUUCAUUUUUAUGUUUCAUUUUGCAAAUAAGCAGGGGGUGAGUGCAAUUUUCAGCACAUCAAAUUCCGGAGAAAGCACAAUUUUUUCAAGUGGUCAGAGACCAUGAAUAAUCUCUAAAAUGUGACUCUGUAUAUUUGCCUUCAUGUGCUGUAGCGCUAAACCAAGUGACCACAUCUCAGUGUCACACUGACACCUCAAAUUUAGCAUCCUCUUCAUCUCCAGACCUACAACAUGUUACUCCUCAUUCUCCAAAUAGCCACCAGCCAGGAGUCCCCCAAAGUUAAAACAUGCCUUUAAUCAUUGCAAGUUGACAGGGUCAGAGCUGUUGGACAUUAAGCUUUCUUAGAUCUCGUUUAUAAUCUUUUGGUACCCAAAGGCCAAAUGAUAAAUUCUGACAAGAAUUUGAAAACAUAUAGAGAUACACAAUGGAUAAUGCACUCACCAAUAAAUCACAGGCUCCUGAACCAUGACGGAGAGUGUUUUUGCGGAUCAAUCCUUGACAUUGUUCGCCCUAUAAGCGCAGCCAAACAUUUUAUGUAAUUCGUUAUGCUUUGUAACAACUGUGCAAGAUCUGACCAUCUCAAAAAGAAACUGUUUUGUUUAGCUGCUACCAAUGGACAAACUUAAUAUCACCUACAUUUAACCUAUUAGUAAGUUGUACUAAAUGACAUACUUAGGGGAAAGCUGUGAAUCAAAUGUUUUUAGGUAUUUUUUAAAUCCACAGUAACACUUGGAAUUCUCUCUUGAUUACACAUUGCUAUGUAAAUCUUAGUUCCUUUAUUUUUUCACUCAUUUCUUUGCACCUUUGCAAUAUCUUUUUAUAGAAAUCAAAAUCCCCUAGACUAUUAAGGACUUUGUCUAUCAGUAUUUUGCUUUUCACAAUAGAAAGUAGGGAUCUUAUUUUGCCUUGUUUUGUAUAACUUAAAUUUUGCAUAGUUUGUGAAUAUACCAGAAAACCUAGCCUUCAAAUUUCGAUCCAGCAGUUUCAUACCUAACUGUGUGCAGAAAGGCACACCUUGCUGAAUAGAUGCCAAACACAAAGUGGCUCACCUUGGUAAUAGGAUCUCAACCUGCUUUUUUCAGAUUAGAGCUUCUUCUUGCAGUCCAUUUUCCUUUUCACUCAACAGCAGUUUUAGUUUAGCACUAAGGGUUUAGGUUCUACAGGAACCUAGUGAUCAGGAAUCAGAUCGGGACUUGAAAAUUAAACUAAGAGUAGAUUGUAUACAUAUUCUUUGGAGGUUACUCAAACAAUCCUACAGAGAUGUGUUUAAUUUACAACACACUAACACAUACCCAUUUUGUGGAACUACUAAAUAAGGAAUCAAAUCCCUGGAGAGCAGUAAAUAGAACUGAGAAAUAAUUUUGUGCAAGAAGAACAACAAGCAAGUUGAUCCCGUACCAUGAAGGAAGUGCAAUUGUUUCCCGUAGAUGAAAAAAAAAA
Messenger RNA from Heterocephalus glaber (naked mole-rat), 3957 nucleotides. It is a transcript of the gene Insyn2a, whose product is annotated as inhibitory synaptic factor 2A. NCBI's taxonomy places the organism in Eukaryota, Metazoa, Chordata, Mammalia, Rodentia, Bathyergidae. Gene Ontology annotation, biological process: inhibitory postsynaptic potential. The record is from RefSeq and is a predicted model, not a curated record. Gene Ontology annotation, cellular component: postsynaptic density.